AUGGCACGGUCUACAGCAGCUCACAAAUAUUCACCAUUUCUUACCUUGCUGCGUGGGUUUUCUGCAGGUAGAGGUUGUGUGGAUUUUGGAGCCCUUAAAGUCCUGAGUAAGGCAAAGCAAGUGCUGACUCUGAAGAACAGAGGGAAGUACGAGAUUGUGUACAGUUUCAAGCUGGAAGCCGCAGAUACCAACAUACCUGACUUGGCAUCCCACUUCACUGUCCACCCGCAGAAGGGCAUGCUGGCCUCCUCUGGAGAUUCCAUGCAUAUCCAUCUGCUCUUCCACCCUAAGAGGGAAAUGAGCAUUGAGGACAAAGCCAUCCUGCAGUGCCAGGUGAUUGAUCCCAGCAUCUCUGAAGGAGACGAGAUCGCCGCUGUCAUCCCGAUCAGAGUGUCAGGAAAAGCUGUGUUCAGCAAGUACAGCAUUUCCCCUGCUUCACUCAUCAACUUUGGUGUCGUGCUGAAGGGCACCAGGAAAACCCACACCUUCACGCUGGAGAACAAAGGCGUCCUGGCCUUUAAAUUCCACAUCUGCCGAGUGCCACCAAAGCCAAGUGCACAUCAACUGCAAUCUGUCCAGUCCUGCAUGAGUGAAGACACAAGGACAAAUGCUGUCUUGGCCAAGAAAAGCAAGUGCUUGCUGCAACAGGAUGCAGGCCCUGUCGUUGCGACUCGCUUCACUCUCGGCAUGUUCACAGUGUACCCUGGCUUUGGCUCCAUCCCUCCUGGGGACCGGCAGACAGUCACAAUUGAGUGCCGUGCAGCGACACUGGGGAAAUGCAAGGAGCACCUGUCCAUCGAUAUCCAAGGCAGAAACCCCACGGACAAUCCCCUUGGCAUUCCCUAUACCCUGUUUGCUGAGUCCUGCUUCCCAGCAUUUGUGGUUGAUGACAUCGAGUCAAUCUUUGAGGAGCAUAGAAUAUGCGGCAACAAGAAACUGUACCAGAGCCUACAGACAGUGCAAGACAAGGGUGUGUUCAUCACAGAUGAGAACAGGUUUAUCUUCACCAAUGUUGUCGUUGGGCACCAGGCUGAGGCUCGCUUCAAGAUCCGUAAUGUGAACAAAGUCCCCUGUGAUGUGGUCCUCUCCGUCAAACCCAUCAGCACUGAGCAUAAGAACGACAUUAAAGGCAUUUUCAAGGUGGAUCCGCUUCGGAUGUGUGUGCCCAGCCGCUCCCACGCCUUUGCUACAGUCACCUUCACUCCGCUAAAGGCAAAGAACUACCGGUGCACAUUUGAGGCUUCCCUUGACAUCCAAGCAAGCCCUGCAGCAACUAAAGCACAGAGCCUGACCUUCUCCAUCACUGGGGCUGGGAAUCUGCCUCAGGUGACUGUCCUGCGCCUGGUCCUUCGUGAUGAGAAGGGGAACCCUUUGUUGCUUUUCAAGAAGCUGUUGCUGGGUGAUUCCGAAGAACUCCCUCUGGUCAUUUGCAACAGUGGCAUCGUACCUGUCCAGGUGAGGAGUUGAUCAUGGACCUGUUGGAUGGAGAGGGAGUUUUCUUCUUGAACACCAGGGCCACCACACGCUGCAUCUACAAAGACGGGGGCAUGGAGGAGGACUCUCCUGGAGCAGGGAGGAAGCCGCACACCGUUUCCUUGGUCCUGCUUCCCGGGGAAUCAGCCGAGUUUGAUGUGCUCUUCAAACCGAACCUUGCCCGACAUGUGGAAGGGAAGAUCCGCGUGUUGGUGGUGGGCAGCCUCAAUGCAGAAACCAACAUUCAUCUGGUUGGUGAUGGCUGUGAGGAUGACUUCCUGCUAGAAAACAUCCACGGACUAGUGGCAGGCAGCAAGGAGAGCACUGAGGGCAAUCUGAAGGAAGAUGUAAUUGAGGGUAAGAGCAGAGAGACUGCCAGGAUUGAGCAAGGAACAGGAAGACAGAUAUUUCUGCUCACCCUGUGCCAGUUCACAUGUGGUCCAGACUUAGCAGGCAGAUCCUGUGGCCUUUUGUAGCCUGCGGAGCAGCCCCACUUGAGAACACAAGGGAAGAUCAUCUGUCGGGGUGAAGUAUGCAGGCUGGUAGGGAAGGGUUGGAGAAAGCACUGUGCAGCAGAGAAUCUCCACGAGGAGAUCUGC
Messenger RNA from Cuculus canorus (common cuckoo), 2072 nucleotides. Its product is annotated as hydrocephalus-inducing protein homolog. The record is from RefSeq and is a predicted model, not a curated record. Gene Ontology annotation, cellular component: axoneme. Bases 1 to 1467 code for a protein of 488 amino acids. NCBI's taxonomy places the organism in Eukaryota, Metazoa, Chordata, Aves, Cuculiformes, Cuculidae. The transcript has 11 exons. Gene Ontology annotation, biological process: axonemal central apparatus assembly; cilium movement.